AUGAUCUUUUCCCUGUCUGAGUUAGUCAGCUGGCUGGGACUGACGUUAUUUGAAAUAUGGAUCAAUUUGAUGUCUUACUUCAUCUUUAUAGUUUUACUGGCAUUGAAGUUAGAUCAGUUUACUUUUAAAGAUAACAACGAUUGGUGGAUAGUCUUUUCUCCUCUGUUUGUCGCUGAUGCUUUGAACUCUUACUUUUGUGUCAUUGUUUUUAUAAGACAGUACAUGGAAGGAAUGGUGAAAAGUGGUGUAAUGCGAGGCUUGUGGAGUUUGAUAUCACUGCUGUUACUGUUUAUUUUUAAGUAUCUUCUUUGUAGAAAAUUGACUGGACAGAGUGCUCUUGAGUACUCUGAAGUACUCAGUCCAGUUUUCAUUCUUCUACAGUUAAUUGCUAUAAGGGCAUGCCAACUUCAUUGACCCCAUCUCAGAGCUGAGACUGAUGAAUGUGCAACUGCACACUUCCAAGCCAACCAGUUGUUACUUACAUGGACACUGAAUUCAUUUCAAUUUAACGUGUUGAAGUGAUAACUAAAUGAACUGCAUCCAGAGUUGAAAAAUGUGUUGGUUAAAUCUAUACAUGUAUGAAUGUCAAGACAAUUUAUGUCAUAAAGUUCUACAGUCUCUGUUUUGAAAUAUAUAUAUGAUGUGAUUCAGCAUAGCUAAUUAUUAACUAACUCCUUUUUUUGUAUGAUUUUUAGUGUGAAUACAUGUACAUAGUCAAAUGUCAAGAAUCUAAUGGAUACACAUGAGGAUACAAUGUAACAUAUGAUAUUUUGUAAAUAAAUUUUUCAUAAG
Copidosoma floridanum is the source of this 792-nucleotide messenger RNA. Its product is annotated as transmembrane protein 203. Gene Ontology annotation, biological process: intracellular calcium ion homeostasis. Gene Ontology annotation, cellular component: endoplasmic reticulum. NCBI's taxonomy places the organism in Eukaryota, Metazoa, Arthropoda, Insecta, Hymenoptera, Encyrtidae. The record is from RefSeq and is a predicted model, not a curated record.